AUGACUAGUGUUUUGAGUAGUAUUUUGCCCUCAAAAAGGGUGGAUAAUGAAGAAGAUGACUAUAAUUCGGAAUAUUCGUUUGCCAUGGAAUACAGUGGCCCUCCGGUCAGUCGGGAUAUACCGGAGGUUCUUCCGGUGGAUGUUAGGAGGAUUCCGACUGCGGCCAUGGUUGCUAGGCCUUCCACGUUGAAUAAUUUAUCACUACCAGUUAUUAAGCCAAUUGUAAGGAGUGGUUAUUCUGAAAAGAAAUGGUCAAUUGACAUAAAAUUAGGCUCUGAAUCUCCAGUUUCUGAUGCACAUUUAGGUAAAAGUGGGAGUUUUGAUGAAGAUUUAUUGGGAAAUUCAGAGGAUGGUGUUCAUAGAGAAGGAGCAUUAGGUUCGACAACUGGGGAAUCUAAUGAAUUAUAUAGAGGUUCCAGUAGUUCUGGUGAGGAUUUAGACGAAGAAUACAAGGAGGAUCUAGGGUCUGGAAAUUGCUCAAACGCCACCAAAUCAAAAACUAGAUCAGGAGAGUUGGAAGAUUGUGCGGAUGAAGCUCCCCGUCAAGGCAGUAGAAUGCCAGUUGUGACUUUUCGUGACUGUACAUCAAGUGAUGUAGCCUCUGAAGAAGAAGAUGAUGGGGCGGUAGUCUUCCCCGAGAGGCCGGUGGUUGUAGAUGACAUGAGGAAAGGGACGUGUUAUAGGUGUCAUAAAAGGAAUCGGUUUGGUGAGAAGGAAGUUUGCAUAGUUUGUGGUGCUAAGUAUUGUAGUAAGUGUGUGCUAAGAGCAAUGGGGUCAAUGCCACAAGGGAGAAAAUGUAUUACUUGCAUUGGUUUUCGGAUUGAUGAGUCGAGGAGGGGAACCUUGGGGAAAUGUUCUCGAAUGCUCAAGAAACUCCUUACGGAUGAUGUAAUUAAGCAGAUUUUGAGUUCUGAGGUAUUAUGUGAAGUGAAUCAGCUGCCCCCUCGUCUUAUCUGUGUAAAUGACAAGCCUCUUUCUAUGGAUGAGUUGGUUUUGUUGCAAAGCUGCCCGAAUCCACCAAAGAAGCUAAAACCCGGAAAGUAUUGGUACGAUAAGGUUUCUGGUUUCUGGGGGAAGGAAGGGGAGAAACCGUGCCAGAUUAUCAGCCCCCAACUUGGUGUUGGUUAUCAAAUUAGGCAGGACGCUAGCAAUGGAAACACCAAUGUACAGAUAAAUAAUAGGGAGAUUACUAAACCCGAACUGCGGAUGUUGCAGGCAGCCGGAAUAUGCUGCGAAGGGAACCCUAACUUUUGGGUCACUGCAGAAGGUUUCUGUCAGCAUGAAGGUAUGAAUAAUGUGAUGGGGAAAUUAUGGGAUAAGAAAAUAGUCAAGAUAGUGUGCACUGCUUUGUCCUUGCCAUUUCCUUCUAGUACUGCCAAUCCCGGUGGCGAAGAAGUCGAUAAUAACACAGAUAAGAUUAACUCGAAAAACCUAGAUCAGAAAACAACGAAUAAACUUCUCCUAGUCGGUACUGAUCAAUCAGGAACAAGUACCAUAUUUAAGCAGGCCAAAAUUCUGUAUAAUGUUCCUUUCUCAGAAGAUGAGAGGGAAAAUAUCAAAGUCGUGAUCCAAAGAAAUUUGUAUAGCUAUAUUGGUGUCUUGCUUGAGGGGCGUGAGCAAUUUGAACAAGAUUAUUUGGUUGAAAUGAGGAGAAAACGUAUUGAUCAACCGAGUUCUUCUGCGAGCGCCGGCCAUGUGGAUGAAAAAAACAUUUACUCCAUUAGUCCGAGACUGAAAGCAUUCUCCAGUUGGCUUCUCCAAAUUAUGAUGUCAGGCAACUUGGAGGCCAUUUUCCCAGCUGCUACUCGUGAGUACGCACCGUUAGUUGAGGAGUUGUGGAAGGAUAAAGCAUUUCAAGCCACUUACACAAGGCGAAAUGAACUGCAUAUGUUACCUAGAGUUGCUAAUUAUUUCUUAAAUCGGGGUGUUGAAAUUGCGAGAAUGGAUUAUGAGCCUUCUGAUAUGGAUAUCUUGUAUGCUGAGGGCAUCGCUUCUUCCAAUGGGGUUGCGUCGAUGGAUUUCUCUUUUCCCAAUUCGUCGUCUCGGGAUAGUUACAUGGAACCUGCUGUUGAUCACAAUGAUUCGUCAACAAGGUAUCAACUCAUUAGAGUUCAUGCGGACAGCCUUGGAGAAAACUGCAAGUGGUUGGAGAUGUUCGAAGAUGUCGACCUAGUCGUGUAUUGUGUUUCCUUGAUAGAUUACGAUGAAUUCUACGAAGAUAUUAACGGAGUCUGCACAAACAAGAUGUUGGCGAGCAAGAAACUGUUUACGAACAUCGAUUUUAAUCCCGUGAUCAGUCUUCAUCCGAACAAUAACAACAGGAACAACCCGUCUUUGGCUCAACGUGCUUUCCACUACAUUGCCGUGAAGUACAAAAGGCUGUUCACUUCAAUCACGGGGCGUAAGUUGUUCGUUUCAUCGGUUACAGGGUUGGAGGCUGACAGUGUAGAUAAAGCUCUUCAAUAUGGCAGGGAGAUUCUGAGGUGGGAAGAAGAGAGACUUACAUUCAGCAUGACUGAAUCUAGCGAGAGUAUGGAACCUAGCACAUCCAUAUAG
Fraxinus pennsylvanica is the source of this 2556-nucleotide messenger RNA. NCBI's taxonomy places the organism in Eukaryota, Viridiplantae, Streptophyta, Magnoliopsida, Lamiales, Oleaceae. The record is from the annotation of a GenBank genome assembly.